This is a messenger RNA of Myotis lucifugus (little brown bat), 2075 nucleotides long. RefSeq names its product phosphatidylinositol glycan anchor biosynthesis class Z (gene PIGZ). Gene Ontology annotation, molecular function: alpha-1,2-mannosyltransferase activity. Gene Ontology annotation, cellular component: endoplasmic reticulum membrane. The record is from RefSeq and is a predicted model, not a curated record. Lineage: Eukaryota; Metazoa; Chordata; Mammalia; Chiroptera; Vespertilionidae. Gene Ontology annotation, biological process: GPI anchor biosynthetic process.
AUGUGGCCCGAGGGCCACGAGUUUGACUUGCUUGUUCUAAAGGCUCCUGGCCCGAUGUCUUGGCAGCGCCUUGAUCUGAAGAUGUCACCCCGGGUGCUGUGGGGCAGCCUCAGCCUGCUCCGCCUGGUGUGGUGUGUCCUUCCGCAGACAGGCUACGUGCACCCAGAUGAGUUCUUCCAGUCACCGGAGGUCAUGGCAGAGGACAUCCUGGACAUCGAGGCCGCCCGGCCCUGGGAGUUUCAUUCCAGCAGCGCCUGCCGCACGGUGGUCUUCCCGCUGCUGACCUCCGGCUUUGCCUUCUGGCUGCUCAAGAUCUGGAAAGAACUGGGCCCGUGGUCUGGCCUGGUAAGUGGCUAUGCGCUGCUGGUGGGGCCCCGGCUCCUCCUCACUGCCCUCUCCUUUGCCCUGGACGUGGCCAUAUACCACCUGGCCCCGCUGUGGAGGGCGGAGCGCUGGAACGCCCUGGUCUUGCUGUCUGGUUCCUAUGUCACCCUGGUCUUCUACACAAGGACCUUCUCCAAUGCCAUCGAGGGACUGCUCUUUGCAUGGCUGCUGGUACUGGUAUCGCCCCGUGUAGCUCGGAGCCCCGCACCCGGGAAGCCUGCUCGAGGCUCGUGGUGGCACAGCUGGCUUCUUGGGACCAUCCUGGCUGCCGGCUUCUUCAACCGGCCCACCUUUCUGGCCUUCGCUCUGGUUCCCGUGUUCCUCUGGGGCAUUUGCGGAGCCACGAACUCUGCCUUCAAGUCACUGACCAAGGCAGCCCUGGGGCUCCUCCCAGGAGCGACCCUCACAGCAGCAGUGUUUGUGGCUGCGGACAGCUGGUAUUUCUCCAGUCCGUUUACUAAAAGACCCAAUACCCUUGUCCUGACACCUGCCAACUUCUUGCAGUACAACCUGGAUCCGUCUCACCUCCUGCUUCUCUACUUCACGCCUCUAGCACUGCUGUCUGCUUUUAGCCACCAGGAGGCUCGGUUCCUGAUCCCCCUUCUAGUCCCCCUGGUCCUGCUUUGUAGUCCACAGACUCAGCCUGUGCCCUGCAAGGGCACCCUGGUCCUCUUCAAUGCCCUGGGCGCCCUCUUCUUCGGCUGCCUGCACCAGGGGGGCGUCGUGCCCGGCCUGGAGCACCUGGAGCGGGUGGUUCAUGCGCCUGUGCUCCCGAACGUACCUACCCACUACACACUCCUCUUCACCCACACCUACAUGCCCCCGCGGCACCUCCUACACCUCCCAGCGCCGGGGUCCCUUGUGGAGGUGAUGGAAAUGGGUGGGUCUGAGGAUCCGGUCCUGUGCCAAACCCUGAACAACUUCACCAGACAACCGGCCUGCCAGGUGGCCGGUGGGCCGUGGCUCUGCCGCCUUUUUGUGGUGACGCCCGGCACCACCAGGCCUGCCACGGAGAAGUGCAGCUUUCCCCUCAAGAGUGAGACCCUUGUGUUUCCCCACUUGACCCUCGAGGACCCACCGGCCAUGUCCUCCCUGCUGAGUGGGGCUUGGAGGGACCAUCUCAGCCUUCACAUCCUAGAGCUGGGGGAGAAGCCCGACAACACGACAGAGAAUCCGUGGCCGUAGAUGAAGGCCCCACUCCACCUUCUCUUUGGGAAGCUGGGCUGGGACAGAGUCUGACUCUCUCCGUUCCCUUCCCUUCCAGAAUUCCCACCACUGCCUCUCUUGUCCACAGCCCUUGCUUUACUUUCUGGGUAAUCUGGCACCCUUCUCCCCUCAAAGACCAAAGAUCUGACCAGUCACAGUCCUGAUUCCAAGGUCCUGAUGCCCCCAAAAAUCUGUAUAACCAAUUGGUCCCUAAUGUUGGUCCCUGCCCUAUUCCUUCCAGAAACUGUGAUGUUUUAAAUAUAUAAUAGCACCUUGUGAAGAACAACGAUCUGAGAGUGACAUUCUUGACUGACCUCCAAACCUUCCAGGAUGCCUUACCUCUUGAUGUCAUGACAACCCUUUGCUUCCUAGACACCUGGAAGGAGGCAGUGUGGGGAUGGAGAGGGAGUAGGCAGUGCAGAUUCAGGGGACCUGAGUUCUAGUCCCUGGUCUGCCAUUCACUGUGUGAUCUUAAGAAAGCUCCU